Panicum hallii is the source of this 1727-nucleotide messenger RNA. Its product is annotated as F-box/WD-40 repeat-containing protein At3g52030. The transcript has 9 exons. The record is from RefSeq and is a predicted model, not a curated record. Gene Ontology annotation, molecular function: protein binding. Bases 177 to 1496 code for a protein of 439 amino acids. NCBI's taxonomy places the organism in Eukaryota, Viridiplantae, Streptophyta, Magnoliopsida, Poales, Poaceae.
AAGCCCAGUCGCGGCCCAGGAUAAACAGUUGUGGUCUUGUGGAGUUAAGCGGCGGCUCCGGCCACCGCCGCCGCCUCGCGUCGUCCACAAGGAAGGCCCCUCUUGCUCUCUGUCUCGGCCCCGGUCUCGAACCGGCCGGGAGGUCAGGUGGGGCUGUGGGGGAGCAGCACAUCAGCAUGGAGGCGAGCAGCAGCCGGGGUUGGAGCGGGAGCGCGGCUCUCAAGCGCCGCAGAGGCGCCGGCGCCUGCUCCGGCUCCGGGUCGACGGCGCAGUCGCUGAACGACGACAUCCUCCGCUCCGUCUUCUCCCGUCUGGACGACCACUUCGACCUCGCCCGAUGCGCCGCCGUCUGCAGCUCCUGGAAUAGGAUAAUUGUAACAGCACAUCUCAUGAGGGAGCUUUAUUACAAGAGGAAUCCACCAGCAAGAGGUUCAAGCUCUAACAUUUCAGUGAAAAGUUACUUUGAGGCGCUUGCAAUGGAUGAGCAUACAUCCUCUUUGUCUAGUGGGCCAGCUGAUGCCUAUCAGUGGAUUGGCCACCCAAUGAGGGCUACUUUGUGCCGUAUGAGGGGUGGUUCGAUUUUAACUGGAGUUGGAGAUAAGUUUCUCCGGCUUUGGUCUGCUGAAACCUGCAAAUUCAUGAAUGAGUACAAUGUGCCGAAUGCUAAAACAUUGGUCGACUUCAAUUUUGAUGAGAAUAAGAUUGUAGGUUUGACUAGCUCCCAGAUUUGCAUAUGGAGACGGAGUGAACCAAUAAGCAUAUUUCAAUCUGGUGGAGCCUCUUUCAAUCAUGGGUUAUGCAUGAGUUUUGCUGACCCAGAGGUUGUAAUUGGCUGUGAGGAUGGUCGAGCCUUUGUAUAUGAUAUGUACAGUAGGAGUUGUUCAAGUAUUUAUCGGCUUCAUUCUUCUCCUGUGACAUGCUUAACAAUAACAGAUGAUCAGCUGAUUCUUGGUGGUUCUACAUUUGGAAAUGUAGCUAUUGCGGAUCAAACCUCAGGGCAGAAGUUAGGUGUUCUGAAAUCAGCUUAUGCACCUUUAGCAAUAAGAUCCUUAUCUUUCAACACAAAUUCACACAUGGUAUUCGCUGGCUCAUCUGCUGGUUAUGCACAUUGCUGGGACUUAAGGACUCUGAAGCCUCUUUGGGAACCAAGAGUCAGCCCAAACGUCAUCUACAGUGUACAUCACUUGCCAGGUGACACAACAACACUGGCAGUCGGUGGCAUCGACGGUGUGCUUCGGUUGAUAUGCCAAAGAACCGGUGAUAUCAUUCGAAGCAUUAUCGUGGACACAGUCUGCCCAGCAGAAUCCACAUCGAGAUCCAGGCAUCAAAUUGAGAAGAAGCGUGUUCGCGAGGUUGCCCCGGGUGCCCAAGUGGACAACAUCUCCACACGCUUGCGCCCUCAGAUUACCAGCCUGUCGGUUGGCAUGAAGAAAAUCGUGACCACCCAUGGCGAAAACUACAUUAGGGUCUUGAAGUUUGGCCCGAAAAAAUCAUAAAACUGUCAUUCUAAGUGUGACGUAGUUAUCUGGUUAGCCCACUGUUUGUAACCUGUACGCUCUCUGAAUAAUAUGGUGUGACAUGUAUUAUGUAACUGUAAGAAUAGCUUGAAAAGCUGAAACACAGGUUGAUGUACUGUUGCUCUUAAGAUGCCUGAAUCAGAAGGACUAAUGUCUGUGGGUCAAGAGUUGGACAUAUAUGGUUGUAGGUAAAACUGUUUGUAGUCAGUU